AUGUCAGCGACCGGAAGGCCCCGCCCAGGGUCCCUCCACCCCCCAAGGCAGAAGGUAGCCAUCACCUUCACGGUAGACGAUUACAGCGAGGACACCGGCGAGGAAGAUGAUCCCAUCGUCAUUGAAGCCCUAAUCGACAACGGUAAGAUCCGAAGGACACUCAUCGAUACAGGUAGUUCCGCUGACAUUAUGUUUUAUGACGCUUAUAAAAGCUUAGGGCUAUCGGUGAAGGACCUGCUCCCCUACGACCAUGAUUUGAUCGGGUUCACAGGAGACAGAGUCCUACCCUUAGGAUAUUUUGAUACUUGCCUUUCCCUGGGAGAUCAUAGAAUUCUGGUGGUGGAAUGUCCAACGACGUACAACGCCAUCCUUGGCAGGCCAAGUCUCAACACCUUCAGGGCGACCAUAUCCACCCACCACCUGAUGCUUAAGUACCCCUGGGCAGGAAGGGCGGUACCAGUACGCGGCAAUCUCGAAAUGGCAAGGAGCUGCUACAACUCCAGCUGCAGGCUGGCCAGGGAAGAAAGAAAGAGAAAGAAGUCCAAAGCCCACGACCAGCAUGACACCUUCCACGUUCAGCACACCAGUUUCAUGACCGACCUCGACCCCCGAGUGGACCAGUCUAGAGACGAUCAGCGCCUCAAACCCGACGGGGAGUCCCGCCCUAUCCAGGUCGGUCCCAUUCCGGAGAAUACCACCAACAUAGCGCGUGGCCUCCACCGAGAUCUCUCCAAACGGAUGGAAAAUUUACUGCUUUCCAAUGGGAAGCUGUUUGCUUGGUCGUCGGCAGAUAUGCCCGGCAUCGACCCCGCAUUCUGCAGCCACAAGCUAUCUGUCGACCGGAAGUUUAAACCGGUAGCUCAGAAGAAAAGACAAAUGAGCGCCGAGAAGCAGCAAGUUAUCCAGCAACAGACCUCAGAGUUGCUUCAGGCUGGGAUCAUUCGGGAGGUCAAGUACACUACUUGGCUCUCCAAUGUAACCUUGGUCAAGAAAGCAAACGGGAAGUGGCGCAUGUGCGUCGACUACACAGAUCUCAACAAGGCAUGCCCUAAGGACCCUUUCCCUCUACCGAGCAUUGAUGCACUUGUAGACAACUCCUCCGGGUACGAAUAUCUCUCUCAUGGAUGCCUAUUCAGGCUACAACCAAAUCCCAAUGCAUAG
Lotus japonicus is the source of this 1161-nucleotide messenger RNA. RefSeq lists its product as uncharacterized. Lineage: Eukaryota; Viridiplantae; Streptophyta; Magnoliopsida; Fabales; Fabaceae. Bases 1 to 1161 code for a protein of 386 amino acids. The record is from RefSeq and is a predicted model, not a curated record. The transcript has a single exon.